UUAUAGGGGGCUUAUAAGCCAUGACACUACACGUCUACACCAGUUUACUAUUGCUUCUCCUCCAAACAUUCUUUGUCCGAUAAUUGUAUACAAUACUAUAACAUAAUACCCAGGGCCUUUAUCUUUUCUUCUUUUCCCCUUCUCUCCUUCUUCUUUAACUGCUUUUGCUUUAAUUGGAAGACCAAAAAACUGGAAGAAGGGUGCAGGCAUGGGAAUAGUGUUAGACCUCACAUAACAGUUAACAGUUCACAUCCUCUCUUCACUUUGCUGACCCAGGGCAGCUUUGAUGAGCUGACCGGGUCGUUUUGUGCAGAAGCCUUUAAAGCAAAAAAAAAACUACCUGCCCGUUGCCCCCCUUGUCUUGAGCUAAGAGAACGAGGAGCCUCUCUUUAUCCCUCUAUUAUAUGCUUGCUGCUGCUGCAUUGUCUUGUUCUACUACUACUUCAGAAUCUCUUCUCACUUCCAAGCAUUAAAGUGUUCUCUCUCUCUCUCUCUCUCUUGAGUUUGUGGCGCUUUCUUUCAUAUUUAUGGGAGUUUGGUUCCAUGUUCUUACACUUUCUACUAUACUAGUAGUGUGGCAAGAGCACAUACAGCACCAGAAGACGAAAGCACUAAAGGCAUUUUGCUCUCUUUUGUUGAGCUUCUCGUGUUUCUCUGGAAUUGAGAAACAGAACAACAAAUUCUCAGCUCUGAAACAUAGAUAGGUAGUGUGGAGAUUGGGGAGGGAGCUUCCAAAGCAAUGAUAUUUUGCUCUUUGAAAGUCUGAGAAGCUUUGGAAUUUGGAUAUAUAGACCUUCUAAACCAAAGAGAAAUAUCAGGGAGCUGUAUGAAGUAGAAGUGUGCAAAAAUGAGAGAUGAGAAUUCCAAGAGAAGCAAGCUCUCAUGGUCAAAGAAAAUGGUGAGGAAGUUCUUUAAUAUCAAAAGCAAGACUGAGGAUUCCCAAGCAAAUGGUGUUGCUUAUGGAGGAGGUGACAUGGAAUAUAGAGGUAGGAAUAGCUUCUCUGAGAGAGAACCAUGCACAAUCAAAAAGAGCAAAACAGAAAAGUUUAGCAGGAGCACAGAUCAGGUGAGGCGAGCAAAAAUGAAUCUUGACCAUCCUCGAAUUAUAGAUGUGCAGAAUUAUAGCAUUUUUGUGGCUACAUGGAAUGUAGCUGGAAGAUCCCCACCUAGUACUUUGAAUUUAGAUGAUUGGCUUCAUUCUUCAUCACCGGCUGAUAUUUAUGUUCUUGGAUUUCAAGAGAUAGUUCCCUUGAAUGCUGGUAAUAUCUUGGGAGCAGAAGACAAUGGCCCUGCCAAAAAAUGGUUGGCUCUCAUCAGAAAGGCUUUAAACAAUCUUCCUGGCACCAGUGGAAGUAGUGGAUGCUAUACACCAUCUCCCAUACCUCAGCCAGUUGUAGAGCUGAAUGCAGAUUUUGAGGGAUCAGCUAGGCAGAAGAACUCAUCUUUCUUCCAUAGGCGAUCGUUCCAGACAACUUCUAGUGGUUGGGGAAUGGACAAUGAUCCUUCAGUUGUGCAGCCACGGCUUGAUCGAAGAUACAGUGUCUGUGAUAGAGUAAUUUUUGGUCACAGGCCAAGUGACUUUGAUCCCAGUUUUAGAUGGGGUUAUAGGCCUAGUGACUAUUCCAGGGCAAGUGACUACUCAAGACCAAGUGACUACUCAAGAUGGGGUUCAUCUGAUGAUGAUAAUGGCCUUGGGGAUUCACCAAGUACAGUCUUAUUUUCACCAAUGUCUUGUGGUGGUGGUGGUGGUGCUGGACCCGCCUUUAAUGAAGAUGGAUAUGCCAUGCCAGGACACUCAAGGUACUGCCUUGUUGCAAGUAAGCAAAUGGUGGGGAUAUAUCUUACCAUAUGGGUGAGAAGUGAACUCAAGGAUCAUGUUCAAAAUAUGAAAGUGUCUUGUGUUGGCAGAGGAUUGAUGGGCUAUCUUGGAAAUAAGGGAUCCAUCUCAAUUAGUAUGUCUGUGCACGAAACUAGCUUUUGCUUUAUCUGUAGCCAUUUAACCUCAGGACAGAAAGAAGGUGAUGAACUAAGAAGAAAUUCUGAUGUGAUGGAGAUUCUUAAGAAGACAAGGUUUCCUCGUGUUCAAGGUGUGGACAAUGAGAAGUCUCCACAGACAAUCCUUGAGCAUGAUCGAAUCAUAUGGCUUGGAGAUUUGAAUUACCGGAUUGCACUCUCCUACCGAUCUGCUAAGGCACUCGUUGAGAUGCAAAACUGGAGAGCAUUGUUAGAGAAUGAUCAAUUGAGAAUAGAGCAGAAAAGAGGCCGUGCGUUUGUGGGAUGGAAUGAAGGGAAGAUAUAUUUUCCUCCAACAUACAAGUAUUCAACUAAUUCAGAUAGAUAUGCUGGAGAUGAUAUGCACCCCAAAGAAAAAAGGAGAACUCCUGCUUGGUGUGACCGAAUUUUGUGGUAUGGAGAAGGUCUCCAUCAGUUAUCAUAUGUCCGCGGAGAAUCGAAGUUUUCAGACCACAGACCUGUUUAUGGCAUAUUUUGGGCUGAGGUUGAGUCAGCUCAUGGCAGAUUGAAGAAAACUAUGAGUUGUUCUCGUUCCAGAAUUGAGGUGGAGGAACUUCUGCCAUAUUCUGGUGGAUACACUGAGCUGAGCUUUUUCUGAAGGAAGAAAGGUUGGAUAUACGUGUCCAUCCACAUUCAGCAAUUGGUCCCCCAUUACCAAGCUGGAAUUACUUUGAAGAAAACUCAUUCAUGGAGGGAGAUAGGGACAACCCAUUUCCCACAUACCGAAAAAGUUUAUAAUCUGUAGUUUUUGGCUACAGUCAUGCUUUGCCUAACACAUGAUCAGUACAGUACAUCAUCAUCAUCUUGGUAGCUAUUCACACACCAGUAAUGUGCAUAGUUUGAUAGCCAACUAACAAACACACAACCUUCCAUUGUCUCAGCCCAAUUUGAGUAUUAACAGUCCUUCACAGUCAUCAGGAAGUUGAUGAAGGCAAUUUUUUGAUUCAAGAUUUUUUAAUUGUUUUUGGAGAAUAUUUAUGAUGACUGAAUGAAGGUGGAAGCUUGCCAGAAUAAUCACUUGGGCACUAACAUUUUUUUAAUGCGAAGAAAAUGAAUUUUUAUUUUUUUAAUCCUGAAAAAAAAUGAGUGUUUUGAUGUAUAGUGAUUGCCAAAGUAAAUGAGAAAAAAAACAUGAACAAACAAAAAAAGAUUGUUGUUCAUGAUAGAAUUCCAGAGCCUCUCUUGCACAGUCCAUGAUUAAAAUUUUACUGAUAAAAGGUGGUGGCUUUGACAUCAAAACUAAAUAGUACUGCUCACCAUUCAUUCCUGUGGCUCGUCUUUUCACUGAUGAACAACAGUAUUUAAGUACAAACUAAAGUGUUAUUGCGGGGUUUGGCAGGAAUAUUGGGGGUUUCUAAUUCGGGGUCCUCUUGCAAGAUGCUAUUUACAUGCCCGUCAGUUGCUGUUUACUUUUGACUUGGUGGACUAUAGCCACUUUUUACCUUAUACUUUUUUUUUUAUGUAUGUGUAUCCACUUAGGAUCACUAAUAAGAAAAGUUGAAAAAACAAAUUUCGAAA
Messenger RNA from Glycine soja, 3531 nucleotides. Its product is annotated as type IV inositol polyphosphate 5-phosphatase 7-like. Gene Ontology annotation, biological process: phosphatidylinositol dephosphorylation. Bases 848 to 2611 code for a protein of 587 amino acids. The record is from RefSeq and is a predicted model, not a curated record. NCBI's taxonomy places the organism in Eukaryota, Viridiplantae, Streptophyta, Magnoliopsida, Fabales, Fabaceae. The transcript is spliced from 14 exons. Gene Ontology annotation, molecular function: phosphatidylinositol-3,4,5-trisphosphate 5-phosphatase activity; inositol-polyphosphate 5-phosphatase activity; phosphatidylinositol-4,5-bisphosphate 5-phosphatase activity.